AUGGCACCAAAUUUUGCUGGGACAAUGAUGGGCAUCACCAAUACCUUCGCCAAUAUUAUAUCUAUCAUAUCGCCACUUGUUGCUGGCCUCAUACUACAAGAUGAGACGGAUCCCUCUCAAUGGCGUCUAGUGUUCUAUGUAUCAUCAGCUGUAUACUUCGCUACAAAUCUGUUUUUCAUAAUAUUCGGCAGUUGUGAGAGGCAGGCAUGGAACGAGCUCAAAGAAUCUGAAGAAAGUGAGUAA
Messenger RNA from Arctia plantaginis, 243 nucleotides. The record is from the annotation of a GenBank genome assembly. Lineage: Eukaryota; Metazoa; Arthropoda; Insecta; Lepidoptera; Erebidae.